Camelina sativa (false flax) is the source of this 869-nucleotide messenger RNA. RefSeq lists its product as uncharacterized. The record is from RefSeq and is a predicted model, not a curated record. NCBI's taxonomy places the organism in Eukaryota, Viridiplantae, Streptophyta, Magnoliopsida, Brassicales, Brassicaceae. Gene Ontology annotation, molecular function: zinc ion binding.
GUGAUGACAGAUCUCAAUUCUUGAUUCUCUCUCGUCACUAUACACUCUGAAAAGAAGAUCUGCAUUACGACUUCCGGAUUUGUGAUUUCGAUUCCGGAAAGAACAUCAUGACCAGUGACUAUGACCUCCAUCAUUCAAUACAAAGCUCCAAAGCUAAUCCUGCAAUUCCCAAGGUGUGUGACGGAUUCUGAAUUCUGAAUCUAUUUUCAUUCCUUUGUGCUAUUUUGAUGGAAGAAAAGAAGGAUUUGAAGCGUCUGUUUUUGGAUUCUUUUGUCUCGCCUUCUCUUUCUAUGCUUGGCGAAGGCGUUUAUGCUUCUCAAUUUCAAAGAAAUCAAAUGGAUAAUCAAAAAAGAGGUUUCCCCAAGAGAUGUCAAUGUGGAGAACCUGUUGUAUUGAAGACAUCGACGACUGCUAAAAAUCCCGGAAGAUUUUUUCAUGGGUGUCUGUUUGGAAGGGAUGGGAAUUGGUAUCAUACAUUUAAAUGGACCGAUACGUCUAUGGUCGAAGAGAUCGAGGACUUGAUUGAGAAAGUGGAGAACAUUGAUGGAGCUGCAAUGACAUUGCAGAAGGGCGUCAAUGCUUGUGAAUCUCAGAUUGAUACUCUCACCAUGGAGAUGCGUGUGCAUUUGGAUGUGGUUGAGAAGGAGGCCAGAGAGAUGAAAAUGCAACUAAGAAGCUUGAAGAACAUUGUUGGCUUUGUUAUGGUAAUGGUUUUGUUUUUCAUGUGUAUGUAUUGAAUAUGUGAGUUAAAAUGUGGUUGUAUGAGAGUAACUAGAAAUGCUGCUUUGUAUGGAUGUUUGAGACAAAUCUAGCUUGUAAGACUGUUUGUUUGUAUGAAAGGUAAUGGAAAAAGAACAAGACAUAUGACA